GUAACAACAACAAGAGCAGCCAGCGUACUCGUCCUUCUCUUGGUGCUCUGCUGCGUGGGCAUCGGUAGUGCCCGGAGGCCUAAUUGUACUAGGAUCUAUAAAAGCUGUGUGGCCUGUUCAAGAAAUGUUGGCAACACAAUUGAUUUAAAUUCUCUGUGUCGCUCGAAGACCAAGGAUCGCUGGACCUGGAGAGAUCAAUCACAGUGUGAUAUUCUGCGCAUUUCCUGCGAAAAUCCUAACCAGAAACUCAACUGUGACAACAUUGCCAAGUUGGCCAAAAUGACGCCCAGACUCGGCUAAUUCUGCUUCCAUUUUCAUUACAUAAAGAAAACAUCUUAAAUAAAAUGAAGAUUACGUAACAGGCAUA
Molecule: messenger RNA, 367 nt
Organism: Drosophila novamexicana
Lineage: Eukaryota; Metazoa; Arthropoda; Insecta; Diptera; Drosophilidae
Gene: Eig71Ea
Exons: 3
Source: RefSeq, a predicted model, not a curated record